This is a messenger RNA of Stylophora pistillata, 2278 nucleotides long. RefSeq names its product BTB/POZ domain-containing protein 6-like. NCBI's taxonomy places the organism in Eukaryota, Metazoa, Cnidaria, Anthozoa, Scleractinia, Pocilloporidae. Gene Ontology annotation, biological process: neurogenesis. The record is from RefSeq and is a predicted model, not a curated record. Gene Ontology annotation, cellular component: cytosol. Gene Ontology annotation, molecular function: protein binding.
AUUUCUUGCACCCGUUUUUAGCUGACACGAGUCACACAAAGACUUCUUCGUCGUCUUACAAAACGAAAUGAAAACCUCUAUACUUCCGUGGGACUUUCCCUUAUUUUCAAAAGUACAAAAAGCUAUUGUCAGCAAUUCUUGCACCAUUUUACGCUGACACGAAUCACACAAAGACGACGUUUGUUAUUUCACCUUGUGCGGCUUGAUUGUUAAUAAGUAAUAUCCUUAUAGUUAUCGCAAAAUAGAAUGAUUACUGUUUUUACUGGCAAAAUUCUGAGAAUGGAAGUUGGUAAAACUGUUUGGUGACGUCACUUCCUUUCAUAAAUGAGAUCUGUUGAUAAUUUAUUAUUUUCCACACGCUUGUGCUAAGCGUUAACGGUAUUCAUAAACACCCAUGACACAAAAGAAAAGAAAACCAUGUAGAAACAUGGCUUUCCUUUUGAAGUUGUAAUUAAAAGCGAUUUGAACUGAAAGAAGCAAAUGGUUGUUAAAGAAAGUGUUAUGAAACUGUUGAGUUAGGGAGGCAAAAAUAAAAAAUAAAAACGCUUUCAGAAUAUCAGUUGCCAGGUGUUUGGGUUGGUUAAUUGUUGAAGGAUAUCAAUUGCAUCAGAUUGCAUAAAUUUAACAUGACUGGGCAGUUUUCACUUUCUCUAUAACUGAGAGAAAACUAUUGCUGUCUGCUUACUGUUGUCUCAAAUCGUACUUCCGAUUGUGUGAGUAAGACCCAGAAAGAGAUCUGAGAGAAGCAAACUGCGAUGCCUGUUGAAGAAAUCUGGCAAACGAAACUUCCAACUCUCGUUGAUAGAACCACUUCUAUUUUUAACGAUGAGUUACUGAGCGAUGUGAAAUUUGUCGUUCCAGAAUCGCCUGGUGAAAGCAAAAGUAAAAAGGUGAUCCCAGCUCACAAGUUUGUUCUUGCAAUCAGUAGUCCUGUGUUCUUUGCCAUGUUCCAUGGUCAAAUGGCGGAGACUAAAGACUCUAUUGAACUGCCCGACUGUGAGUACGAGAGUCUAUUGGAGCUGUUCCGUUUCUUGUACAGCGACAAAGUCAAUUUAAGCGGGAAUAAUGUGAUGCAAGUGUUGUACUUGGCGAAUAAAUACAUGGUGCCUUCACUCGCUGAGAAAUGUUCAGAAUAUCUUUGCGACAACUUGACGGCAUGCAACGUGUUUUGUAUCCUAACGCAUGCUCAGAAAUUUUGCAAUCAAUCUUUAGAAGAUCGAUGCUGGGAAGUAAUUGAGCGGCAUACAAACGAAGCUCUUACGUCAGACGAAUUUGUUACAGUUGAGCGAUCUGUAGUUGAAUCUGUUGUGAAGAAGGAAGUGUUAAAUGUGAAGGAGGUGGAACUGUUCAAGGCUGUUGAUCGCUGGGCUACAAAAGAGUGUGAAAAGAAAAGUCCGAUGGCCCUCUCUAAUGGAGAACAAAAGAGACAAAUUCUUGGAGAUGAGAUCGUUAAAGCAAUACGGUUUCCACUGAUGUCAGAGAAGAUAUUUAUGUCUGUUGUGCUUGAUUCUCAAAUCCUUACUCUUUCUGAGGUUGAAUACAUGAUCAAACAUUACAGUGGGGAUCUUCAGUUACCUUUGCCCUUUAUGGAAAGCGCUAGGGGUAAAACUGAUCAUUUCCGAUGUAACCGAUUUCAAAAGUUCAAUGCUCCGUGCAGUGGAGGCGGUGGUGGGUAUUACAGUGUUACAGCCACAACCGCCGGUGGUUCUUGGUCUUACAAUGGUGCGACGGCUGACAGCAUCAAUUUUACGGUCAACAAGCCAAUCACCUUACACGGAAUUCAGCACUUUGGUUCUAAAGGUGGUGAUUACAUUGUUUCCACUAAUAUUAAAGAUACCACCCGCGACUCUUGUCUUGGAAAAGAAUCAGGAACUUACACCGCAGAAAAGGAAGUUAAAAACAAUUAUUAUGGCUUUGAUGUAUUGUUUGACCGUCCAAUUUCGUUGGAAGCAAACAAACAAUACACUUUAGUAUCUGCUAUCGAGGGUCCUUUGUCAUGGUAUGGAGCGGAAGGACAAAUGUCCGCUGAAUCAGGAGGGGUACAAUUCAGUUUCAGUGACUCAGACGAUGAUUCUAAUGGCACCUUAGUAACAAUCGGCCAGUUUCCAGUCUUCAUCUUCAGCUAAUUUCUGAGCACACUACUAAGUAGUUUCUCUUUUUAUUUUUUUAGUUUCAAUGAGUUCUUUCAUGUCAAAAGGGUUUGAAGACACGUUUUUUACGGUUAAAAGUAGUCGAAAGAAAGUCAUAGGCAAUCAUCACCUUGAAAUUAAAAACUAAA